Saccharomyces kudriavzevii IFO 1802 is the source of this 951-nucleotide messenger RNA. RefSeq names its product bifunctional protein farnesyltransferase/protein geranylgeranyltransferase (gene RAM2). Lineage: Eukaryota; Fungi; Ascomycota; Saccharomycetes; Saccharomycetales; Saccharomycetaceae. The transcript has a single exon. Bases 1 to 951 code for a protein of 316 amino acids. Gene Ontology annotation, molecular function: protein farnesyltransferase activity; CAAX-protein geranylgeranyltransferase activity. Gene Ontology annotation, biological process: protein farnesylation; protein geranylgeranylation. The record is from RefSeq and is a predicted model, not a curated record. Gene Ontology annotation, cellular component: protein farnesyltransferase complex; CAAX-protein geranylgeranyltransferase complex; cytoplasm.
AUGGAAGAGUACGACUAUUCAGACAUCACGCCAUUGCCCAUCCAGACAGACGUGCAGGAUGAGCUGUGCCGCAUCAUGUACACGGAGGAGUACAAGCAGUUGAUGGGACUGACAAGGGCUCUGAUCAGCAUGAACGAACUGUCGCCCAGGGCACUGCAGUUGACGUCCCAGGUCAUCCACGUGGCACCAGCUUUCUACACCAUAUGGAACUACAGAUUCAAUAUUGUCAGACACAUGAUGGCCGAAUCAGAUGAUACCACCUCGUACUUGAACAAAGAGUUGGACUGGCUGGACGAAGUCACGCUGAAUAAUCCGAAAAACUACCAGAUCUGGUCCUAUAGACAAUCGCUCUUGAAACUACAUCCCUCUCCCACUCUUAAAAGAGAACUUCCUGUUUUAAAACUCAUGAUCGAUGACGAUUCCAAGAACUACCACGUUUGGUCGUACAGAAAGUGGUGUUGUCUGUUCUUCAACGAUUUUCAGCACGAGCUCGCCUACACUACCGAUCUCAUCCAGUCAGACAUUUACAAUAACAGCGCAUGGACCCAUAGGAUGUUUUACUGGGUGAAUGCGAAAGAUGUGGCCUCAGAAGUGGAAUUGGCCGACGAAUUUCAGUUUAUCAUGGACAAGAUUCAAUUGGUCCCGCAAAACAUCAGUUCGUGGACCUAUCUCCGUGGGUUCCAAGAGUUCACCCAUGAUACCAUUCAACAAGACGAAAAAGUGGUCCAGUUUGCCACGUCCUUCACUGCGGACGUCUUGUCACUGCCAAUCGGUUCACCACAGGAUCUGCCCGGAAUCGAGUCCUCAUAUGCCUUGGAAUUCUUGGCAAACCACUGGAGUGCGGACCCAGCCAGCCGAGACAGCGCAGUUAAAGCUUAUAACUUGCUAGCAAUCAAAUACGAUCCUAUCAGAAAGAACUUGUGGCAGCAUAAGAUAAAUAUCUUGAGCUGA